GACACACGUCUGUUAUUGUUUAAAAUUCAAUAACGAUCCCAUUUCACUUUUUAAAAGCCUUUUAAAUUCGAAAAGAAAGACGGACAUACAAAAAAACAUUGAGACGGUUCAACCGACGGGCAGCUAGCUAAAAGAACGAAAUAAAAGAUAUAAUAUAAAACAUUAAAGUGCAUGAAUGCAAGCAGUGGAGCAGUAACUUACUCUGUUGGGCCAAUUUACGCAAACUAAAGGGCAUGGCAGUUUAAUGAUACAAAAUCGAAGGUGUCUCGUGAUAACUAUUCUAGUCGACGAACACGGUUUUUUUCUUCUAGUCUGAUUACGUGCUUGAUUCGGGUGAUCCAUUUUUGUUUUUUGCUGGAUUUGUUUAAAGUGAUCAUGGAAACAAAACUAACAAGAAAAUUAUUCUGAUACGGAAAAAAUCGGAGAUGUUUAAAUUUUUGAUAAUUCUAGUCUAUCUAGUGGUGCCAACAUGGUGUGCCUGCACACUUCCUGUUGCCUGGGACGGUCAGUGGUGGGAUAGCGGAUCCUGGGACUUGACCUUUUCGCACUCUACCCAGACUCUGACGGGGUGGCGACUCCAGGUGUACUCCUCAGUCAUCACGGAUUGGACAUGUGUCAAUCAAAACUCCAGCAACUACCUGUUGUUCAGAGCAAACCAACAUAUGACUGUGUUCAGCGUUGACUACGUACCGUAUCGCUGCGUCAGAUAUGUCAAAAUAACAGAGAACUCAUACUACUAUUACAUACUAGCAGAUGAACAACGGGAGUCAAACAAUGUCCGAUUUGAUCCGAAGGCUGGAUCGCCAUCGGAAUCGAUUUUGGACCGUUGUCAACCUACCAGUGGACCUACUGCAGAGGAAUACCAUGUUUUGAUUAAAAAGGGUUAUGAGAGCAGUGUUAAGCAGUGGUGCCCCAUACCACUUCUCGGAACUUUCUCCUACACCCACGAUACUGGGAGUGUCACCACGUGUGGGGCAGGAUCAGAGGUCAGCGCAUGCCCAGACUGGACUGAUUUGAGAUUUAAUUAUUCACAGUGUUCAACUACUCAAGUGUUCUCGGUGUCUGGCAUAGUGCAAUGUGUGGCAACCAUAGAAUACAACAAUACAAUUUACACAGCAGUGUUCAACCCAGAAACCGUCACCGACACUGCAAACUAUGACAAGUUCACGUGUCUGGCCAUUUCCAAGGUUGGGGAGACGUUGUACAUUAGCGACGCCAAGGGAAGCUGUGUGAAAGGUCAGACUUCUACUGUUAAGACCAGCACGGGCAGCGGGACAUUGGUCCUAUCCACCUACAGUCGAUGUUACGGGGGAUGUAAUUUUCCCGAGGAAUGGGACUCAGGAUGGUACGACAGCGGCCAUUGGGACAUAACUCUGGACAGAAAUAACAGUGCCGUGACGUCAGGCUGGUCCAUUCCUGUGUUUGGGACGAACAUUGACUCAUGGACUUGCUUCGCCGAAAACUCGUCGUCAAACUACUUCCUGUUUAAGGGGGAUCAGAUACCCAUGCCCUCUGGUGUCCGUCAGAACGUCUUCCGGUGUGUUAAAUGGCAGAUGUCCACCAAGUAUUCUUACAGCUACUACAUAUUGGCAGGCACAGAAUCUAAUGCAACAAACUCAAGGGUGUUCAUUGAAGCACAUGACGUCAAUGUGACGUCAUGGACCACAGAUACCUAUUGCAACGAAACAGUUGCUCCACCGGUGGAAGAGUUCCAAAUGAUUGUAAAGAAAGGACACGAAGCAGACGCCAAACACUGGUGUCCCGUAAUGUUGCUGAGUAACUUCACCUACAGCCAUAACGACGGCAGCGCCACGAACUGCGGGCCGUCCAACUCUGACCUUGCCGUGUGUCCUUCGUGGACCACCAUGACAUUUAACUACGCAUCCUGUAGCACGGUUCAAGGCUUUUCAGCUGAAGGAGUGCUGUAUUGUCUGAAGUAUGUGUUAAGCGGGUCUACUAUAUUCCUCUCCGUUUUGAAUCCAGGUGUAGUGGACAACAUAUCCACACACCGAUUUACCUGCUAUGCGCUAACAGAAAAUGGGAAUACCGUUUAUAUGAGUGACAGUAAAGGAAGCUGUGAGGCAGGACAGACCCCCACCACCAAGUCUUCUGAUGGCAGCGGCACCCUGCAGCUAGCGUCCACAGAACGAUGUUGUAAGACACUGUCUUUUCUGAUUUCAUAUGUUGCAUUGUUGUGGAUUAUUUAUUCAUUUUAUUUUCACCACGAGCUGCUUGCAUAUACAUCACAUGUGUGGAGUCUGUAUCUGUUCAGUUUGUAAACAGUCAUCGGUUGUUGUGAAAU
Molecule: messenger RNA, 2302 nt
Organism: Magallana angulata
Lineage: Eukaryota; Metazoa; Mollusca; Bivalvia; Ostreida; Ostreidae
Exons: 15
Coding region: 426-2279 (617 amino acids)
Source: RefSeq, a predicted model, not a curated record